This is a messenger RNA of Metarhizium acridum CQMa 102, 1194 nucleotides long. Lineage: Eukaryota; Fungi; Ascomycota; Sordariomycetes; Hypocreales; Clavicipitaceae. The record is from RefSeq and is a predicted model, not a curated record.
AUGGAGUUCGUUGUCCCUCUCUUAAACGCCGACACAGUCCCCCAACAUUACAAGUACGCAUUUGAGGCCUGUGCGUUGGCCUCCCUUAACAACGGGGUCGGCAACGGGAAUCAUUUUGAAAAGCAGGCACUGGGGAAGUACACCAAAGCGCUGUCGACAACUUUUGCGGCCCUGCGCGACCCUGAAGUUGCCAAGGAGGAUGCGACGCUGGCUGCCGUGCUUCUCUUGGGCUUAUUCGAGAACAUCACUGCCAAAACUAUGGGAAUGCUAGCUUGGGGUUCUCAUAUCGAGGGUGCAAUACAGCUGGCCAAGGCUCGAGGCCGUAGACAGCUUCAAACAAAGGUUGGCCUUAAUAUGUUUAUCGCUGUGCGCACACAAAUGAUUAUUCAUAGUCUAAGCACAUCAAAAUCGCCGGGGAUGGAUGUGUCUUGGUGGAUCGAGGAUGCGGUGAGGGACAGACACGCGUCCGAAUGUCAGCGACUGUGUAUCAAGGUUGGCGAGCUCAGGGUAGAGGCCAACCGGCUUCUCACAACUGUGCCUCGGACGCCGGAUAAUAUGGAAAUCGUUAUCGACAUGAUUCGACGGUGUCAAGCGCAGGACCAAGCCUGCGCAAGCUGGUGCAAGAACCUCCCCGAUUAUUUUCAAUGCAAGACCGCUACUUGGGAGGACAAUGUACCGAAUGGCGACUACACCAAAGCAGAGGUAUACCCAGGCAGAGUAGACGUUUAUAAUGAUCUGUGGGUCGCUACGAUCUGGAAUAUGCUGCGAUGCGGACGAAUCAUACUCAACUCAAUUAUUGUGCGAUGUGCAGCCUGGGUCUGUGCUCCCGUCGACUACCGAACCACUCCAGAGUAUGCCAAUGCCGCGAGAACGACCGUGGAUAUUGUCACCGACGUCAUUUCUUCCGUCCCUUACCAACUUGGUUGGUUCUCCAAACGUAGGGACCUACUGGAACGUGCGAACCUCUCCACCUUUGCCUGCGGCGAGGACGAUUCGUCAAAGGGCUUAUCGGGAUACUUUAUGACUUGGCCCCUCGCUUUCAUUCACUCCUUGGAUUAUUUGACAGACUCUCAGCGGACUUGGGUUCGAGGUCGGCUCCAGUACAUCGGCUCUCACUUAGGGGUCCGAUAUGCUUUACUACUAACUCAGUACCAUAACAUCUUUGGAAGACGACGGCUGAUCAUUCCCAUGUAG